Molecule: messenger RNA, 501 nt
Organism: Arxiozyma heterogenica
Lineage: Eukaryota; Fungi; Ascomycota; Saccharomycetes; Saccharomycetales; Saccharomycetaceae
Gene: RAD6
Product: E2 ubiquitin-conjugating protein RAD6
Exons: 2
Coding region: 1-501 (166 amino acids)
Biological process (GO): proteasome-mediated ubiquitin-dependent protein catabolic process; protein polyubiquitination; DNA repair
Cellular component (GO): HULC complex
Molecular function (GO): ubiquitin conjugating enzyme activity
Source: RefSeq, a predicted model, not a curated record
AUGUCUACUCCAGCUAGAAGAAGACUUAUGAGAGACUUUAAGCGUAUGAAGGAAGAUGCGCCACCAGGAGUCUCUGCUUCUCCAUUACCAGAUAAUGUCAUGAUAUGGAACGCUAUGAUUAUAGGUCCAGCUGAUACACCAUACGAGGAUGGUACCUUUAGAUUACUAUUAGAAUUUGAUGAAGAAUAUCCAAAUAAACCACCGCAUGUUAAAUUUUUAAGUGAAAUGUUUCAUCCAAACGUAUAUGCCAAUGGUGAAAUAUGUCUGGAUAUUUUACAAAAUAGAUGGACUCCAACUUAUGAUGUUGCUUCCAUACUAACAUCUAUUCAAAGUUUAUUUAACGACCCCAAUCCAGCAUCUCCAGCUAAUGUAGAGGCCGCCACACUCUUUAAAGACCAUAAGUCACAAUAUAUUAAAAGAGUAAAGGAAACAGUAGAAAAAUCCUGGGAAGAUGAUAUGGAAGAUAUGGAAGAAGAUAGUGACGAAGAAGAUAGUGACUGA